Messenger RNA from Salvelinus sp. IW2-2015, 1884 nucleotides. RefSeq lists its product as uncharacterized. Gene Ontology annotation, molecular function: nucleic acid binding. Gene Ontology annotation, biological process: DNA integration. The record is from RefSeq and is a predicted model, not a curated record. NCBI's taxonomy places the organism in Eukaryota, Metazoa, Chordata, Actinopteri, Salmoniformes, Salmonidae.
AUUAACAUCCGGCGGCAUCAUCACCUCUGAGAACGUUUAGCUAGCUAGUUGUGGCUCGUAUUUUAUAUUUGUUCGUUUCACACAGCGACAAAAAUGCCAACACUGUGUUCAGCAUACAACUGCAAAAAUCGCGGUCCCAAAGCUGAUGUAGGAUUUUUUAGUUUCCCCAAAAAUGACCCUGAAAGACGCAAGCGAUGGAUUAUUAAUAUGAAGUGGAAAGACUGGAAUCCGCAACACCACCACCGUGUGUGCUCCAUUCACUUUGAAGACAAGUACAUUUGCCGGAUGGACAAACGUCAACGUCUCACGCCAGACGCAGUCCCGACCAUUUUUGACUUCCCAGAGAACUUUCAAAAGAAAAAGGCAUCCAUCCACCCACAGAGUAGAAGAGCCAGGAGUGAUGGGUUGCCAGAGAAGUAUACUGCUGCCCCUGCUGUUACAGUGGCCGAAAUGGUAACAACACCAAGCCCCACCAUCACAUCAGAGACAAGCAAGCUGGCUAAAGACAAUACUAAAGCUCCAGAAAAAGUUACCUCUUCAAGUUGGUAUAUCCAUGUAGAUGAAGAAAUCCAAAUGGCUGAAUCCCUCCCAGGUUUCUUCCACAGUGAUUACUGUCUACCACACAGUAUUCGCUGGGGAUUCAAAGAUGAUGUUGCCCCGAAGGUGGCAUGUGAGAACCUGGAGUUCCAACUUCCACCCCUCAAGCACAUAAUAGAGAUCACAGAGGCAUGGGAGUGGCUGGGUAUGGACAUUAGAGGGCCACUGCCCCUAACACCGAACGGACACCAGUACGUUCUGACCUUGACAGACUUCUACUCCAAAUGGGUGGAGGCCUUCCCCCUGAGAGGUUGUAGCUCUACUGAGGUAGCACAGCAUGUAGCUGAAGUCAUCUCUCACUUUGGCUUCCCUUUUGGUAUCCUUGUUCGACUGAAGAGGAAGUUUACCAGUAAGAUCAACCUUGCCUUAAACAGUCAUCUGAAGCUGAGGGGGUUCUCUCUCUUAUACCGUCAUCGGCAAGUUGGAUCACUGGAUCUGGCCACACAGACCCUGAUCAGCAGGAUGGUGUCUGAUCUUGUGAAGGACCAUCCAGACAACUGGGAUGUCUGCCUCCCUGCAAAGGUGUUCAGCCUGUGUUUUAAGGAGCACCCCAAGACCAAGCAGAGACCUUUCUCUCUGCUGUGCUGCAAAGGACCACAGCCGGUCACCACCCCCAGGGAUCUGUCUUUCAGUCCUGCAGAGCUCAGAGAGAGUUCCUUUGCAAUUCAGUCAAAUCAAGAGGGUGGGCAUGACACUGAUCCGCAAGACAUGGUUGGCAUUGAAUCUGGAAAGGAAACAGCUGGAAAGAGCACUGUUACAAGGGUCUCCUUUUUAAGGAGCAACACCGAGAGUAACAACAACACUGACGGUAACACAUAUGGUCCCCCCGGCGGUCACCCGGACAGUCACCCCGACGGUAGCACGGACGGUAACCCCGACGGUAGCACGGACGGUAACCCCGACGGUAGCACGGACGGUAACCCCGACAGUAACACGGACGGUAACCCCAACAACAACCGUAACACCAACAGUGAGCGAUCCUCUGAAGAACAUCAUGCCAUGGGAAACUGAAUAAUUGAUUGGAUGAGCGCUCUAUCGGGGGUGUAGUUUUUAUUUUAUAAUUUUCAUUAGAAACACUUGUGUUUUAUGGUUGUGUUUGGCUGGUGUACUGGGUCAUGAUUGUUACACAGGAGGAUGAUAGUAGGAGUUUAUGAACCAACUGGAUCAAUUCAAAACAUCAUGCAUAGCAGCAUAGAUGAUGGAAUAGUGAUAAGCUUAUCCUAAAAGCAAUUUCUUUAUUUUACUGUAAACUUUUUUUUUUUCUUCCAGUAAAUGAAUCCAAACAUG